Anastrepha obliqua is the source of this 2459-nucleotide messenger RNA. RefSeq names its product transcription factor MafB (gene tj). NCBI's taxonomy places the organism in Eukaryota, Metazoa, Arthropoda, Insecta, Diptera, Tephritidae. Gene Ontology annotation, cellular component: nucleus. Gene Ontology annotation, biological process: regulation of transcription by RNA polymerase II. The transcript has a single exon. Gene Ontology annotation, molecular function: DNA-binding transcription factor activity, RNA polymerase II-specific; RNA polymerase II cis-regulatory region sequence-specific DNA binding. The record is from RefSeq and is a predicted model, not a curated record.
AAACAAACCUCAUUUCAGCCAUUUAAAAAAGUAAAACCAAUCAAAUUCUUUAAAUGUGAAAAAUACAAAAAAAAAGAAAUAAAAGAAAACAGAACAUAAAACACAAAUCUAUUAUUUUAAUAAGAAAAGCCCAUAUAUGUAUAUGUAUUACACGUAGAAAAGGUGUUUGCAAAUCUCAGAAUAUCAAUUAUAUAAGUGUUUUUACUAUUGUUUAAAUUUCUGAAGAUUGUGUGAAAAACAAUUUUCUCUAAAUGAGAAUGGAAGAUCCAAACCUCGCCGAACAGUAUGUGCAGGAAUUCGUGCUUGAUCAUCUCGAGGACGGUUCAGCUACUGUUACAGCUAUCGGAGUAAAACGUGAGGACCACAGUCCGGCGGCAAGCACGAAAAUCGCCUGGACAACAACCACAAUAACACCGGAAGAAGAAGAGCCUACCGAUCCUCCCGCCAUUAAGAUGCGAACCUUUCCACAAAGUUGGCAUAUGGAUGAGCGGCGUCUACAACCAUUGUCACCGCCACCGGAAAUGUAUACACACGGCCCUAUGGCUGGACAGGCAAUACUUGUAAAUACGUCCGUUCCCGGUGGAGUACCAUCGACACCUCCUGAAACUCCACCGGUCAUCAGUUCACCCAGCGGGAGUACAUGUGCCCAAACAUAUGCCACGAUUACAAGCACUCCCUACCCAACGCAUCGCCAACCUACCGCCAGUGCUGGCCUCACACAAGAAAUGAUGUGGCUACCAAACUCCAUGCGUUCAGAUCCACAACCAUUGGAUUUACGGCCUCUCGCUUGUCCCACACAAGAGGAGGAGUGGGAACGGCAACGUGAAUAUAUGCAUGCCUCUGCAGCUGUGGCGGCCGCCAAUCAUCAUCAUGGGCAUUUGGUGGCGCAAUCACAACACCAUCCACACCACCAUCAUUUUCAACCGAUUGAACACUUAGCACCUAUCAAUAUGCAUACAUCUUACCAUACUGGUAUAGCCGUUAGUGCAGCAGGCAUUGGAGGUAGCGGUAAUGGGGGUCAAGCGCCAUCCAGCGUAUCAGGCACCACCUCUGUGGUUCACCUCACUAGACCAAUGUCGGUGAGCUCCUCUCGAUCUUCGACAAAUUCACCACGCACCUGCUCUAGACAGUACAGUACCUCAAGUAACUUAGGUCUUGAAGACUGUAUCAGCGAUGACCUUCUAACUACACUAUCCGUGCGUGAAUUGAACAAACACCUGCAUGGCCGUCCCCGCGAAGAAGUUGCGCGCCUUAAAGCAAAGCGUCGAACGCUGAAAAAUCGUGGGUACGCACAAAACUGCCGCUCAAAACGUUUACUACAACGGCAUGAACUGGAGAAAUCCAAUCAUCAAUUGAAUCAAGAUCUGCAUCGUUUAAAAUUAGAGUUCUCACGUGUAUGUCAUGAGCGUGAUCAACUAAAACAACGUCUGCAAAUGCGAAUGAGCAGUAGUAGUGGUAGUGUGAUUGCUGCGAUAUCGAAUGCUACCGAAGGCGGAAAUUCUGGGGUGAUCACCGUCGGGCAGUCGAACUUGAACACUGAUAGCCAAAAUUCGCCAGAGUUCUACCUUUGACGCCAACUAGCUAUCGAAGGGCAGCAAGCGGCAGCUGCCACGUCCAGCCACCAUCUGCCACAUUCCCAUCCGCACGGGAAUCAGUGGCCAGCGCGAUACCCUCAACAUCUGCAUCAGCAGCCAACUACCAAUGUGACAAUCUGAAUGCGAUCAAAGGCUAGAGAGUUUGCUUACUGUGAAGAACACAAAAGUUAGAACAUUUCUGUGACGAGAAAAAAAUUUAAUAUGUACAUACAACUAUGUAAGUGAAUAAGGGCGAUCAUUGCAUAUUGUUUGACAGAUUCUCCCAGCGCUUCGACUGCACCUAAUAACAAUAAGCAUAUCCCAGAAAUAUUGUACAUAUAUAUAUAAGUAGAGAGGAUGUAUUAACUCUUCUUACAUCCAUAGAGUUUGUAAAUGUAUUUAAAACUACUAAUAUCAAAUAUUGUUUAAUCGGAUCAGUUCCUCUGUUCAAGGUGUAAGCAAUGUCUUUUGGCUUAAGUUAAGCGAAAAGUAGUCGCAAAAUACUUGUUCGGUUAAAGUAUAUGUUUUUUUUUUACUCGAACGCGAUUAUUUAAAAAAUAAUAAUUUUUAGAUAAACUCAUUCAUAAUGUUUGACAAUAAAGUAAUAAAUGUUGUGUUUAGCUCUUAGCUUCAUAUAUGAUAGUGUAUAACACACAGUAUGAGUGUACCAAGGGUAUAAUCAACAAUGUGCUGGAGUCGAUUUUCAAAUGAAAUCUGAAAUAUCCUUAUAAAUGCUAAUUUAAAUUAUCGAUUAUGAAUAGUGCUGGUACCACGCCUACUAUUUUUGUAUUAAGUUUGAAAAACGUAUUAUUUACAGUUAGUUAGACGUUAAUUAAUAAAAAAAAAACAUAGAAGGUGUUUCGUGGAUUUUUAUUCAAAAUUAAA